Messenger RNA from Spathaspora passalidarum NRRL Y-27907, 1587 nucleotides. RefSeq lists its product as uncharacterized. The transcript has 2 exons. Lineage: Eukaryota; Fungi; Ascomycota; Pichiomycetes; Serinales; Debaryomycetaceae. The coding region runs from base 1 to 1587 and encodes 528 amino acids. The record is from RefSeq and is a predicted model, not a curated record.
AUGUCAUCACAGGUCAACGCACUGCAGUUGCGACCUUAUUAUGACCAUGACUCAUUUGAUGCCGGUUAUUCCGUGAUAUUCAAGACCGGAGUUGGGUUGGUAGAUACCCAAACUAACAAACCAAUAACGGCAAAAUUUUCUGCUAGCGCUAUUGACCGAGCAAUCAAUAAAGGAGGAUCCGGAUCAGGAGUAUUACUGAAAUCGUUAGGAAGAACUGGUGGUGGGAUUGGAAUUGGAUUUUCUGGUGAUAGCCAUGGUGGUGCUGGAAUGUUUAAGGACAAGAAUUAUAUUUACGAUUUAGAAUUUAAUGAAUACUUUGAUCUUCAUAACUUGGCAGAAUUAUUUAAGAACUUAUUUUGGAAUUUCAUCAAGAAUUAUACCAAGGUAUUGUUAUCACAACCAUUGGAAAUUGUGAGAUUGGUAUUACAAGUGGGGAAGUUUGAAUUUGUAAGUCCAGAAAAGAAACUCACACCAGAUUUGUCUGAAUCAAGAAGAUUGUUGGCUGAAGAUAUGGGUGAGUUUUCAUCACCUGCUCCUUAUACUACAGAAGAAGAAGAUGACGAUGUGAUUGAUUACUUCCAAAGCAAUAUUGAACAACUGGUUUGGUCAAAUGAACAAUCGAGACAAUCUCUCGAUACUUCUGAAGUGAGAAAGAAAAAGAAAAGUAAACGUAGAUCAGGGUCACGAAUUAACAAAAUCCAACCUAAAUCUAUACAUACCGUGGAUAUAAUGUCGGCAAUUGUAAAUAAAGAUGGACCAUUUGCAUUAUUCCGGGGUAUUAACGCUUCAUUUAUUUAUCAAACCUUGUCACACACAAUUGAAGCAUGGAUCACUGGAUUUAUUUCGCCAUUCUUGGGUAUUCCUGAUCCAUUUUUCCUUGAUUUAACCCAUUCUAAUGAUCCAUUCAAAUCCUUGUGGCUUUCAGUAUCUGCUUGUGUUUUAACAGGAUUGAUAUUAGUACCAUUAGAUUUAAUCAGAGUGAGAUUGAUGGUUACACAAUUUAUCGGUGAUUUAAAAGAACAAGAAGAUGAAAUCACACAAUUAGUGGAACAAACUAUUCAAUCAACCAGAUCAGUAAGAGAAUCAAUACGGAAUUUCCCCGUAUAUUACUUGUCUCAUCCACCAACUCCCGUUGUUUUCCUUACUAUAUUGCAUCAAUUUUCAAUAAGUAUAUUCCGCAAAAUAGCUCCAUAUAUCUUAUUCAUCAAGUUCAAUAUUGAUUCUUAUUCGUCGCCAAACAUUUACACAUUUGUCAAUUUAAUUUCCUUAAUUAUGGAGUUUUUUAUUAAAUUACCUGUGGAGAAUUUGUUACGUAAAGAACAAGUACGUUUCUUGUUAACUUCAAAGCCAGAAGAUGUAAUGAAGGUAAUUACAAUUGAAAAUCCUCAAGAGAACUUGAUUGUUGAAUUUAAUGGAAAAGUCAACGAAGCAGAACAAGAUGAAGAUACACCUUCAACUUUCUUGGAAAGAGUUAAACAAAUGGGAUUGUUUAAUGGUUGGAGAGUGGGUGUGCUUAAUGUUAUUGGUUUCUGGGGUUAUAACAUCUUAAAGAAUGAUGGAACUGAAUUGAAAGAAGAAAGGCUAUAA